Molecule: messenger RNA, 3223 nt
Organism: Stegastes partitus (bicolor damselfish)
Lineage: Eukaryota; Metazoa; Chordata; Actinopteri; Pomacentridae
Gene: klhl32
Product: kelch-like family member 32
Exons: 10
Coding region: 27-1889 (620 amino acids)
Molecular function (GO): protein binding
Source: RefSeq, a predicted model, not a curated record
CAUCCUCUCUUCCGUUGUCUAGGGGCAUGCCUUCUGAACCAGGCCUCAGCAGUAGGGAGAUGCUGACAGGACAGAGGCUCUGCCAGUCAAAGUCCCACCAGGACUCGGUCCUCGCUGCCCUCAACCAGCAGAGGAAGGAUGGCCUGCUGUGUGACGUUACCCUGGUCGCCGGAGAGCAGAAGUUCCACGCCCACAAAGCCGUCCUGGCAGCGUGCAGCGAUUACUUCAGGGCCAUGUUCAGCUUGUGCAUGUUGGAGAGCGAAGCAGACGAAGUGACUUUACAAGGAGUGACCAGCGUUGGACUGAAGCACGCUUUAGAUUUCGCUUACACCGGACAGAUUCUGCUGGAGCCGGCGGUGAUCCAGGACGUCCUGUCUGCAGGCAGCCACCUGCAGCUGCUCGAGCUCCUCAGUCUCUGCUCGCACUACCUCAUCCAGGAACUGAGCAGCGUGAACUACCUAGAGCUGUACCGCGUGGCCGACCUGUUCCACCUCCCCGCCUUAGAGGAGGCUGUGGUGGGCUUCCUGGUGGAGCAUCUGUCUGAGCUGAGCCAGAGCCGGAAGGACGAGGCUCUGCAGCUGCCCUACCGCCUCCUCAGGGAGGUGCUGAAGAGCGACCGUCUCACCUCCCUAAGCGAGGAGGAGAUAUGGAAGUUGGUCGUCUUGUGGCUGGAACACGACUGUCGAUACCAGUACACCGAGGAUCUUCUGCAGCACGUCCGCUAUGGCCUCAUGGACGUCCCCACCCUGCACCACCUUGCCCGAAGCCAUCCUCUGGUCCAGUCCAGCCCCACCGCUGCCGCCCUGGUGGACGAGGCCCUGGACUACCACCACUCCACUUUCGCACAGCCCCUCCACCAGUCGGCCCGCACCAGGCCUCGCUUCCAGUCCCUCACCCUCUACAUAGUCGGGGGGCGGAAGCGGGAGGUGAGCAGAGUCCGGGAGCUGCGGUACUUCAACCCAGCCGCACAGGAGCACGUACGUGUGGCCGGCGGCUCGAACUGGAGCGAGCUGGCGCCCAUGCCCACCGGGCGCAGCCAUCACUGUGUGGCUGUAAUGGGGAACUUCUUAUUUGUUGUGGGUGGUGAAGUGGAGCAUGCCACUGGGAGGACGUGCGCAGUAAGGACUGCCUGUAGAUAUGACCCCAGGGGCAACCAGUGGACUGAGAUUGCCCCCAUGAAGGCCUGCAGGGAACACUUUGUCCUGGGAGCUCUGGGUCAGUACCUGUACGCAGUGGGGGGCAGGAAUGAGCUGAGACAGGUGCUGCCCUCUGUGGAGCGCUACUGUCCCAAGAGGAAUAAAUGGAUGUUUGUCCAGCCAUUCGACCGCUCACUGUCCUGCCACGCCGGCUGUGUGGCUGACAGCCUGCUCUGGGUCUCAGGUGGGGUAACAAACACCGCUCAGUACCAAAAUCGGCUGAUGGUGUAUGACCCAGAACAGGACCAGUGGUUGGCCCGCAGUCCCAUGUUGCAGAGGCGAGUGUACCACGUCAUGGCGGCGGUGAGGAGGCAGCUCUACGUGCUCGGUGGGAACGACCUGGAUUACAACAACGACCGCAUCCUGGUCCGUCACAUCGACUCCUACAACAUGGACCUGGACCAGUGGACACGCUGCUCCUUCAGCCUCCUCACAGGUCAGAACGAGUCCGGAGUGGCCGUCCACGAUGACAGGAUCUAUGUGGUUGGAGGAUACUCCAUUUGGACUAAUGAGCCUCUGGCAUGCAUUCAGGUGCUGGAUCUGAGCACAGAGGGCAAGGAGGAGGUUUUUUACGGACCAACACUGCCAUUCGCCUCCAAUGGGAUAGCAACCUGUUUCCUUCCUGCUCCUUACUUCACCUGCCCAAACCUACAGACUCUACAAGUACCCCAUCACAGGAUAGGUGCCGUUUAAACCACUGAUUAACAAAAUGCCAGAAAACUUGAACACGUGACCAGAGGACAGAGCCAUCUCAGCAGAACUCUGGACUGUCAGCGCUUGCAAACAUGACUGACAAAAAAUGCACUUGAUUAUAGUAAUCAAUCGGGAACCUGCCACCUCUGUCACGGGAGCGCACAGGGAGUUCUGUGACACCCAUAUGUAUUAAUAGUAUUCUCCUGAUCUACAAGAGCCAUGUUAUUCUUCAAGCUUCUAGGGAACAAGCUGCUGAACAAGCUGUUUCAAUAAUACAGAAUAUUUGGUGUAUUUCCCCAAAGACUGAGACACCAUUCAUCAAGUACAGUGAAGACAGCAAGGUAAGAAAAUAAGCCCAGAGGGAACAAAAUGCCAACCCUAUUAACAAUUAAGUGACUUAUGGUAAGCAGAAAUUGCUGAACUGCUCAACUGUCUGCAGGAGUUCAAAGAAACUGUGCUUUUUGUAACCCAUUAGAGGAGCUUUUCUAGCUAAAACCACUAUAUAACAUUUCCAUCUAACCUCUAUAAUCACUUUGGUGGCCUGAAAAACAUGUUGAUAAUGUUUUUCAAGAUACAGAAGACAAAGCCUGUUUUCCUUAUUGACUCACAUAUACUUUGGGUUAACGAGUGUCAACCACCUGAGGCUGAAGUUCAUCAGUGCAUAAAUGAACAAGUCAUUUUUUUUUAGUCCACAUAAGAUAAAAAAUGAUUUUAAAGGACGAUUUUUUUUUCUGCAAAAGCAGUGACAUACUACUGUAUGUGUAUAUGCUGUCGACCCGUGUAAGUGUGAGAUUUUUAUUAUGCUCAGGACCGAAGACUGUUUAUGUUUAAAUGAAUGUCUGGUCAGUGUCGUCAAACACAAACAUCUGUUGAAUAGUCCCCAAAGUACGUAUAUGUAUAUGACGUGUUUAAUUUUAAAAAACAUACACCGAUCAGCCACAACAUUAAAACCACCUAUCGAAUAUUGUGUAGGUCCCCCUCCUGCCUCAAAACAGUUCUGAGAUGCUGGACCUCUGGGUGUGCCAUGUGGUGUCUAGAAUCAGGACAAUAAGGCAAUAGAUCUUUUUGGGAGUUGUGGGUUGUGUCACCUUCCUGUGUACCAGAGUAUAUAUUCCACAUAAAUACCAGGACCUAAGGUUCCCCAGCAGAAUAUUGCUUUGUAACAAGAUGAUCAAUGUUACACGCUUAACCUGUUUGCAGUUAGUGUUGUGGCUAAUCGGUGAACUGUAACCAAAAGACAGAGAAAACACAAUCCCUGCAUUUCCCUUGUCUGUCUAAAGCAAUGAGUCUGAGAGAAUAUAUGGAAAAUUUGCAGAAUAAAAAUGCUACAUAAA